AUGCCUGGUGCUGAUUUGGGCUGUGCUUGCAGGUACGUGAACACCCUCCUGAAGCUCAUCCCACCUGUGCUGGGGCUCCAGGAGCAGCUGCGCCAGGCGGUCCAGAGCGGGGACAUGGAGACGUCGCACGGGAUCUGCCGCAUCGCUGUGGCCUUGGGGGAGAACCACUCCCGGGCUCUCCUGGACCAGGUGGAGCACUGGCAGAGCUUCCUGGCCCUGGUCAACAUGAUCAUGUUCUGCACUGGCAUCCCUGGGCACUACCCGGUCAAUGAAACCACCAGCUCCUUGACGCUUACUUUCUGGUACACAUUGCAGGAUGACAUCCUCUCCUUUGAGCCAGACAAGCAGGCGGUGUACCAGCAGGUCUACAGGCCUGUCUACUUCCAGCUGGUGGAUGUGCUGCUGCACAAAGCCCAGUUCCCCUCUGAUGAGGAGUAUGGCUUCUGGUCUUCGGAUGAGAAGGAGCAGUUUCGGAUAUACAGGGUGGACAUCUCUGACACGCUGAUGUAUGUGUAUGAGAUGCUGGGCGCUGAGCUCCUGAGCAGCCUCUAUGACAAACUGGGACGUCUCCUGACCAACACAGAGCAGCCGUCCUCGUGGCAGCACACGGAGGCCUUGCUCUACGGCUUCCAGUCCAUUGCCGAGACCAUCGACGUGAACUACUCAGACGUGGUGCCAGGGCUGAUCGGCCUCAUUCCCCGGAUCAGCAUCAGCAAUGUGCAGCUCGCCGACACCGUCAUGUUCACUAUCGGGGCCCUGUCGGAGUGGCUGGCUGAUCACCCCGUCAUGAUCAACAACGUGUUGCCGCUGGUGCUCCAAGCCUUGGGCAACCCUGAGCUCUCUAUCUCCAGCGUCUCCACCCUGAAGAAGAUCUGCCGGGAGUGCAAGUACGACCUGCCACCCUAUGCUGCCAACAUUGUCGCCGUGUCACAGGUAGUGUUGAUGAAGCAGAUUCACAAGACGAGCCAGUGCAUGUGGCUGAUGCAGGCCCUUGGUUUCCUGCUCUCUGCACUGCAAGUGGAGGAGAUCUUGAAGAACUUGCACUCCCUGAUCACCCCUUACAUCCAGCAGCUGGAAAAGCUGGCUGACGAAACGCCCAAUCCCUCCAACAAGCUGGCCAUCAUCCACAUCCUGGGCCUGCUCUCCAAUCUCUUCACCACUCUAGACAUCAGUCACCACGAUGAUGACCAUGAAAGCACCGAGGUCAAGAAAAUGCCAGUGCAGCAAGGACCCAACCCAGUGGUGGUGGUUCUGCAGCAAGUCUUCCAGCUCAUACAGAAGGUUCUCAGCAAGUGGCUGAAUGAUGCCCAGGUGGUGGAGUCUGUCUGUGCCAUCUUUGAGAAGUCUGUGAAGACCCUCCUGGAUGAUUUUGCCCCCAUGGUACCUCAGCUGUGCGAGAUGCUGGGGCAGAUGUACAGCACCAUCCCCCAGGCUUCCGCCAUCGACCUCACCCGGCAGCUGGUUCACAUCUUCGCCCACGAGCCUGCCCACUUCCCUCCCAUCAAGGCUCUCUUCUUGCUCGUUACCUCAGUCACGCUGACCCUCUUCCAGCAAGGGCCCAGGGAUCAUCCUGAUAUUGUUGAUUCAUUUAUGCAACUCCUGGCACAGGCUCUGAAAAGGAAGCCAGACCUCUUCCUGUGUAGCAACCUGGAUGUCAAAGCAGUGUUUCAGUGCGGUGUCCUUUCGCUCAAGUUCCCCGAGGCCCCAACAGUCAAAGCAUCCUGCGGCUUUUUU
Messenger RNA from Merops nubicus (carmine bee-eater), 1734 nucleotides. It is a transcript of the gene IPO13, whose product is annotated as importin 13. Gene Ontology annotation, biological process: protein import into nucleus. The annotation marks the transcript as partial. Gene Ontology annotation, cellular component: cytoplasm; nuclear membrane. The transcript is spliced from 15 exons. NCBI's taxonomy places the organism in Eukaryota, Metazoa, Chordata, Aves, Coraciiformes, Meropidae. The record is from RefSeq and is a predicted model, not a curated record.